AUGGAGGGUUUAUGCAUUGAAAACACUAUCCCAGAACAUAUCGAACCAGCUGUGGAUGUGGAUGUUGCCGUCGUUGCUCCGCCGAAGGAGAAGUUGGAGAAUGUCGGCAGAGAUGAUCAUGGAUUGGCGGAGAAGAGGUUUUCCGACGGCGACAGCGGCACAAGUAAUAAACAUGUGGUCUGUUGCAAGAGAAAGAGAGGGCGCCCGAAGAAACAACCGCCGAUGGAGAUGCCACAACAAUUUGUGGCGAUGCCGGAAUAUUUCAUCACUCCACCUACGCGGGGAAGAGGCCGGCCUAGGGGUUCUGGGAAGUGGCAGAGGUUGGCUGCCUCUUUCGUCUCCACUGCAGAAAUUCUUGUACCUGCUUCUCCCAGUGGCAUUUCUCGAUACAAGGGUAAUUUUUCCAUUGUACAUCUAAAUGGAUCGCACACAUAUAAUGGAACUAGACAUGUCAAAAGAUGCGUAUUGAGUGUUCAAUUGGCUAACCCCGAAGGCCUCAUUUAUGGCGGUGUUGUAGCCAAUUUGCUUAUUGCUGCUGGUCCAACUCAACUUGUCAUUGCUACUUUCAGACAAAAUCCGCAGCAAUUGAGUACGUUUUCUUGA
Erythranthe guttata (spotted monkey flower) is the source of this 603-nucleotide messenger RNA. The record is from RefSeq and is a predicted model, not a curated record. Lineage: Eukaryota; Viridiplantae; Streptophyta; Magnoliopsida; Lamiales; Phrymaceae.